Molecule: messenger RNA, 468 nt
Organism: Desarmillaria tabescens
Lineage: Eukaryota; Fungi; Basidiomycota; Agaricomycetes; Agaricales; Physalacriaceae
Exons: 3
Coding region: 1-468 (155 amino acids)
Biological process (GO): transmembrane transport
Cellular component (GO): membrane
Molecular function (GO): ABC-type transporter activity; ATP binding
Source: RefSeq, a predicted model, not a curated record
AUGACAGUUGUCAUUGGUCAGGUUUUCAGUGUAUUUGCCACCUAUCCAAAGUCGAACUCUUCUCAGGAAGCCAAAGAUACCCUCAUGCACAGUGUCGGGAUAGGUGAACACAAUGUCAUGAAUCUUCGGAAACAUGUCUAUUUGGCCAUCACAUCGAAGAACAUGACAUGGUUUGACACGAAGAUGGGUUCAGAGAGCACUGUUCAGUCUACAGAUAACAAACAAGGUCCAGUUUGGGCUGGAGGGCUUAUGGCUAAAUUCACCAGGGAAACAGACGAAGUUCGUAUGGCUUCAUCUCUUGCCUCAGGAAGAAUCAUCCAGUAUACAACCACCUAUGACACAUGCUUUGUUCUUGCAUUUUCACAUUCCUGGGCACUCACGCUCAUCAUCCUUGCCUCUGUCCCUGCUCUGGUUCUAGUACAAGCCUUCUCCCAAGCAGUAGCCGGUCCUCUCCUUUCUAUCGAAUGA